AUGUUACGCCGAGGAGAUCGCCGACUUCUGCAGGAUUCAAAAGUCAUCCCUACAGACUGUGUCGCUGCCCUACACCAUCUGCUCGUUAUGGACUUGAAAAUCUCCCGUCCAAGGAAGAGACAUCCAAGAACUGAAACACAGCGCAUCAAAUGGUGGAAUCUGAAAGAUCGAAAGGAGGUAUUUUUUGCGUCCGUGGCUCCAUCUGCACUUCCCCACCCUACUCGUAGUGUGGAGGAAAUGUGGUCGUCUAUUUCCAGCGUUAUACGCUUGACCGCGGAGAACACUCUGGGAAAGACGACUCUAGGUAAGCCCAAAGUACAAAAAGCCACGUGGUUUUGGAACGAGGAAGUUCAGGCGGUAAUUCGUGAGAAGAAGUCCAAGUAUAAGCUCUGGUGGAGGACACGUCAGCCUGAAGAUCGGGAUGCUUACCUAGCGGCGAAGAGGGAGGCUAAGAAGGCAGUCUCCAAGGCGAAGUCGGACCGCUACAAGGCUGUGUACGACAUGCUUGAUACUAGAGAAGGCGAGCGGGCAGUGUAUCGUUUAGUCAGAGCGCGACAUCGCUCAACGUUGGAUAUGGAACACACCAAGAUCGUUAAGGGAGCUGAUGGAGCCGUCCUGCGCCGCCCUGGUCAGAUCCAGGAGAGGUGGCGAGAGUACUACAACCACUUGUGUAACGAAGAGUUCUGUCAUCCUCCGAUCCCAACUGUUCCCAGCGUCGAGGGUCCUGUUCUACCAAUUACUGCCGUCGAAGUCAGUGCUGCCCUCGCAAAAAUGAAGUCGAACAAGGCAACCGGUCCUGAUGACAUACCUGCUGAUGUCUGGAAGCUGCUAGGAGAUCGAGGGUCAAUGUGGCUCGCAACUCUAUUUAACAAGAUCGUUGCAGAAGGACGGACUCCAGAUGUUUGGAAAUCUUCCGUGACUGUGCCUGUCUGGAAAGGGAAAGGAGACAUUGCUGACUGCACUUGGUACAGGCCUAUAUGA
Molecule: messenger RNA, 981 nt
Organism: Necator americanus (New World hookworm)
Lineage: Eukaryota; Metazoa; Nematoda; Chromadorea; Rhabditida; Ancylostomatidae
Exons: 1
Coding region: 1-981 (326 amino acids)
Source: RefSeq, a predicted model, not a curated record